Electrophorus electricus (electric eel) is the source of this 3603-nucleotide messenger RNA. It is a transcript of the gene pou6f1, whose product is annotated as POU class 6 homeobox 1. Lineage: Eukaryota; Metazoa; Chordata; Actinopteri; Gymnotiformes; Gymnotidae. The record is from RefSeq and is a predicted model, not a curated record. Gene Ontology annotation, molecular function: DNA-binding transcription factor activity, RNA polymerase II-specific; RNA polymerase II cis-regulatory region sequence-specific DNA binding. Gene Ontology annotation, biological process: regulation of transcription by RNA polymerase II.
UCAAUGCAAGACUCGGCCUGCAUAAAUUAUGUUCAUGACGUAGUGCAAAAGACCAAUUUUCUGUUAAUUUUUGGAGACUUUUCCGCAGAUAACAGUUUUUCUCGAUUCAUUGGGCGCACCAAGUUCCCCUGCGCGACAGUUAACGGGGUACCUAUUACUAAAUAUUUAGUAAAGGACGGUCACCGCGUUGCCGAACCUCCUUAUCAAUGCAAAUCCCUCUUUUGUGUGCAGCCAUAGCGCCCGUCUGGAAGCUGUGAGAUGAAUUUUUAAUUAUGCAUGUCUAAAACAAACUGUGGCAAAGCUCGCCGAAGGAGGAGAAAUAGAAAUUUGACCGAAAUUACACGGGUGGUAUCGCGAGCAGGUUCUGCUUUCUUCUGUCAUCAUGCCAAACGUGUGAGCUCCUUGGGCAUCAACCUGAACCAUGGACUCGGAAGACCUCCCUGCAAACGACGCACCUCUCACUGUCAAUGAGCAGGUUAUUGUCAUGUCUGGCCAUGAGACCAUUCGCGUGCUAGAAGUGGAAGUGGACGCGGCUCUGUCCUCCUCGGGGGCUGAUGGGAAGUUGGGUGCUGGGGGAGAGGAGGUUGCGGACCCAACCCUGGAGCCAGCAGAGGGGCGCACUCAGGACAGUCCGGUAGCAUCCAGUACCGCUGCCUCUGUUUCUACUGAGGCUGUCCAGACUGUGGCUGCCCCGAUCAGUGUGUCUCUGCCUCAGCCCCAAACCACCAUGCCAAUCACUGUCCAGACAUGUCCACAGGUUCUGACCCAGGAUGGCCUGGCCACCCUGAUGACGGGCAUGAUGGCCCAGCAGGGCUCCCUGGGCCAGCCCCUCCUCAUCCCCAUCAGUAUGGCGGGCUCCGUGGGCGGGCAGAGCGGCCUGGCUGUUCUUACGUUUCCCGCCGCUACGGUGGCCACCCUCCCCGGUCUCGCAGCCGCAGGGCAGGCCGGAAGCCUGAUCAAACUGCCUUUUGCCGGCCUGCAGGCUGCCACAGUUCUGAACUCCGUCCAGCCCCAGCUGCAAACGCCUGCACAGACGCUCCUGCAGACGCAGGCGGCACCGGGCGGGGCUGCCCAGGUGCCCGCCACCCCGGCCUCGCACAAGGCCCCCGAGCCCAGCGUGUCCGUGGCUACACUCCAGACUGCAGGCCUCACCAUUAACCCUGCCAUCAUCAGUGCUGCUUCACUGGGGGCCCAACCGCAGUUCAUCAGCUCCCUGACCACAACUCCCAUAAUCACUAGUGCCAUGUCCAAUGUGGCAGGACUCACCAGUCAGAUCAUCACCAAUGCACAGGGACAGGUGAUCGGCACUUUGCCUGUGCUGGUGAACCCCGCCUCGCUGGCUGGAGCACCCACGGCUUCCGCGUUACCCGCGCAGGGUCUGCAGGUGCAGACCGUGUCGCCGCAGCUGCUGCUGAACUCGCAGGGCCAGAUCAUAGCCACCCUCGGCAACGGCCCAGCCGCCCCCACCUCUGCCCCCGGCGGCGGCGCCGCCGUCCUGCCCAAAGCCGCCGGGCCUCUCUCGCACACCAAAACCACCACGCAGGGACCCAUGGUGACGGUAGCCCAGACUCCAGUGGUGAUUGCUCCCCAGCCAUCGGCAGGGAAGACGACCUCUGCUGUUUCCACGGCGGUGCCUAUAGCCUGUGCAGAAAUGCCCACUGUGGGUCAGCUUGUCAGCAAACCACAGUCUGGUGUGUCUGAGGAAGAGGGCAUUAACCUGGAGGAGAUUCGGGAGUUUGCCAAAAACUUUAAAAUCAGAAGACUCUCCCUGGGACUGACCCAAACACAAGUGGGCCAGGCUCUCACAGCGACAGAGGGACCCGCCUACAGCCAGUCUGCUAUUUGCAGAUUCGAGAAGCUUGACAUCACACCUAAGAGUGCCCAGAAGCUGAAGCCCGUGCUGGAGCGCUGGCUGGCCGAGGCCGAGCUCUGGAACCAGAAGGGCCAGCAAAACCUGAUGGAGUUCGUGGGCGGCGAGCCGUCCAAGAAGCGAAAGCGCCGCACCAGCUUCACGCCACAGGCCAUUGAGGCCCUCAACACCUACUUUGAGAAGAACGCCCUCCCGACAGGCCAGGAGAUUACGGAGAUCGCCAAGGAGCUGAAUUAUGACCGGGAGGUGGUACGGGUGUGGUUCUGCAACCGUAGGCAGACGCUCAAGAACACCAGCAAGAUCAACGUGUUCCAGGUACAGUAAGGGCGACGGAGAGGCAGCGCAUGCAAUAGAGGAGUUGGGUGCAGGUGUGCCGGGGAAAAACCUGGGCUGGUUCUUUUGUAUUGCGAAGUGUUUUCAAGGCUGGUGCUCUAUGAGGAGAGUGCACGGUGGUGUUCACAGCCGAUGGACUUGGGUUGCUAUCGAAGCCGACGGGAUUGCAUAACUGGUCUUUGGUCGGGGGGAACAUGACCCUCAGUUUUCUGUAACAAUUUUUUUCUUACUCUGCAUGUGGUACUGUCAUUUUGAGCACUGAUUGCCAUUGAGAAACCAUUUUCUUGCUCACGUUUUGACUGUAAAUUUUGUUUAUUGAUGAUUGUAUGUGGGUGCCCUUUCAAAUACUCAUAUAAUUGAUAACUGAUGACCAUAUAAAGCAGUGAAAUGUAAAAGCCCUCUAUUUAGACAAUUUUUUUUUUUUUUAAUGGAUUUUGCCUACAUGCAAUAGAAUAGUGGCAAGACCCUUUUAUUUUAGCUGUGGUGAAAUCUUUUUGGUAAUAAUCCUCACAAUCUUUUACUUAUGCCACAGGUUUUGACAGUCUAGAACUAAGAUUGUGUAGGAGUGGAUUAGGCGCACCCCAGAAGCUGAGCUACACUUUCAGAUAUUUAAGUCUUAUGGUGAUGUAAUGUUUUAAACCAUUGUUCCCAUGUUUUUUCAGCUUUCUGGUAGCUCUGACAGUCCUCUCAUACGGUCAGUCUUCUGUAAGAAAGUCUGUCUUUUUACAGUGUGUGAGCAAUGUUAUGAUAAUGGACAAUCAUGGUAUUUGGAUCGGAGCGUAUGACCUCGAUUUUAGGUUGCAAAACUCACUGCAUUAUAAUUAGGCUUUCUUGUCUUUUUAUGAAGUUAAAUAGAUGCUCACCUAAGCACAUUAUGUCUAUUGUUUUAAAUAGAGAAUUUAGCAAGUUUUAAACAUAUUUAAGAUUGCAGUGGCUAACAUGACAUUUAAGUCUAUAUGGAUUACUCUUAACGUAACACAUGUAUGCCAAAAUAAUAGCUUUGAUAGGUAGAUCUCUAUUAAAGGAAAAGCUCUUUAUAUUGUGAAGGUCUGCCUCAGAUUAAAAACAUUGAGUAGUAAUGUAAAUAUGACGGAGCAUUGUUGAUCUAUUCCUCACAUGUUGGUCAUGUGGAGAGUGACUAGUUAAAGGACUGUUAGCUGAGCUUUCAGUUAUAUUACCAUAGUAACUCCAGUCAGUAUGACUUAUGCGUUUCAAAUUUACCACCCUCUUUCUCUCUGUUCUCGUUCCUGAUUAUUCGUUUAUUCAUGCCAACCCUUUGCCCAAAAGUCCAUGAAUAAUAUGGAGAAAAGUUUUCUUUGUUUUCCUUCUAAAAUGCAAUGUUUUCUGAAGCCUUAACGUGUGUGUGUGUGUGUGUGUGUGUGUGUGUGUGUGUGUGUGUG